This is a messenger RNA of Cokeromyces recurvatus, 2780 nucleotides long. RefSeq lists its product as uncharacterized. The record is from RefSeq and is a predicted model, not a curated record. The transcript is spliced from 4 exons. The coding region runs from base 301 to 2577 and encodes 758 amino acids. Gene Ontology annotation, biological process: regulation of transcription by RNA polymerase II. NCBI's taxonomy places the organism in Eukaryota, Fungi, Mucoromycota, Mucoromycetes, Mucorales, Mucoraceae. Gene Ontology annotation, molecular function: transcription cis-regulatory region binding; nuclear receptor activity. Gene Ontology annotation, cellular component: aryl hydrocarbon receptor complex; nucleus.
GGAUAGUUGGCCCUUGCGUACUAUAUUAAAUAUAGCAAAAAACUUUUUUUUUUCGUACCUGAAUUAGUUAGAUAAAUAAAAAAUAAAGAGAGAGAGAAAGAGAGAAAGAAAGAGAGGUUGAUUGAUAGAAUAUACGGCGAAGGAAGUGCAAAUAAAACUUAAAGUUAAAUUAGCCUUCUUUAUUUUAUUUUAUUUUUUUGCCAAUAAACUUGAAUAAUAUAUAUGUGCAUGCAUGCAUACAUAUAUUAAAUAUUAUACGCACAUACACACACGCACACAGCUUAUUUGUAGCCUUCAAAAAUGUCAAAGAGUAUUAGAAAUUUUUCUGAACCAAACAACCCAGUCAUAACUCAAGAUCAUAGUCCAAAUAAACCCUUUUAUUCUCUAAUUGCAUUCUAUGAUAUAUUAUUAUCAAAAACUUUUCAAUCACAUCAAGAAGCUAUAGCAUUUUGUAGAGAAUUAUGCUCGAAUUAUGGAUUCACCGUCAAACAGGAACAAAGUACACAUAAGAGUAUUUAUAUUUAUUGCUCUAGAGAAGGUUUACCAGAUUCUCAUAGAAAUCCAAAAGUUAAUCCACAAAGGAAUCGACAAUCACAACGUUGUGAAUGUCGAUGGCGCAUUGUGUUAUUUGAAAAUAGUCAAGGAGUUUGGGAAUUUCGAAAAUCUCAGAAUGUCGAUGCUUUCAUUCAUAAUCAUUCAUUAUUAAAGCCAGACGAAAUAAAAAAGGAAUGGCCACGCGAAGUUUCUGAAAAAAUAUUUGAAUUAGCAAGACAAAGAUUGCCAACGAAUGAGAUUAGACAGCAAGUACGUGAAUUAUAUCCUGACAUUUAUUGGGACGAUAGACGCUUUUAUAAUCGCCUAUCAGAGGAACGUCAAAAGAUGAAGCAACGUGAUACUAUCGAAAGAGCCUUACGACUUGUUAACCUGAGCGCACGAAUCUGUAUGGUGAAUGCUGGUAGUGAAGAUUUAUCUCAUUAUGUUGAAAGAAAAUUAAACUACUUGCUAGAGACUACGUGUAAAUUUGCUAAUAUGGAUUGUAAUUCAAUUACUGAUACACCUGUUUUUAAUACAAUAACAGCAGAAUCGGGUAUUUUUGAAUCUUCUCAAUUGCCUUUUUCUGUAUCAAAUGAUAUUGAUACUUUAAAGAAAACUUCUAUAAUGAAAUCCGAAAAUUCGAAGAAUAAUAAUAACAGCAAUAUAAAUAAGCUAGCAGCAAAACAAGUUGAUGAUAAUAAUAUAAAAGAAAUCAAACGCCCAUCUUCAGACAAUCAAAAUAAAUCCUUGGAAACAUUACCAAAGGGAUAUAUAGCCAUUCCAGUUUCGGACUAUACAUUAUACGUAAAGAUGUAUAGUCAAGGCUCAGUAGGAGAUAUCAGACGCGCUAUUUUUGAAGGGCAAAAAUCAAAUUCGAAUAUCAUCCAUACUAGCUCUGCUCAUUCUCAGUAUAGUGACUUACCCAGAAGACGAUCACGAGCAUUAUUUGUUUCUGAAGAACACAAUGAUUUAAUGGAGUUAGAUACUCCUGCGAAAAAGGUAUCAAAACAAUUUAGUUCUAUUCUUUUGGAUGAUGAAUUAGAUGGCAUGUCUGCUCAUUCUUCUCCUUCAACUUCUCAAACGACCCUGUUUACACCUACUCCAAUACCAAGCACAGCUCAUGCACAAAGUAGUCAUCCUAGACAGCAAUCAGAUUUACUACUAAAUACUCAAUUUAAUACACGUGUUUCAUCUGUUCCUGUUCCAUUAGUUGCAGAAUCUGCGAAUCAUUUGUUAUACGAAAGUAACGAUGGAAUUUUACCAACUAAUAACAGAGCAAGUAGUUAUUUACGACAAACUCAGUCCCAUAUUCCUUCUGCUACAGAUAAUGUAUACCCUAUAAUUAAUCUAAAUGCCUCUAUAAAUACUCUAAGGAGAGAACAGCCUCAGCGACUACAGCAACAGCAACAGCAACAACAACAACAACAACAACAACAACAGCAUAAUCUUACCUUUAACCCUAUCUCUUUUAUACCUGCUGCUGCUGCUGCUGAACAACAGAGUUCAAAUACCGAAACAGGGAUUCCUACUUUGCCUCAUCAUGUUCAACAUGAAAGAGCCUAUCCUUUGUCUUUUGGACCUACAUCACCUCCAACCCUGCUGUUAAGACCUCAAUCUAACACUUUUCCUCAAAAAGCGUCUACCAUUGAGCCACCUGCUACACGAGCUACUACUUCAUAUCCUUUGGAGUUCCCUUCUCAAAUACAAAAUAUGUUUGAUGAAUCAAGUAGAAGAUAUUAUAGUUACCAGGGACAAUCUUCUACAAUUCCUCCUCGACCAGUCCUAGACACUGCUAUGCCAACCAUCACUUUAUCCUCCCAAAAACAAGUUGAACAUCGCCAUUAUCUAUCUCAGCAACAGCAACAUGGAGAUACUCUAUUUUCUUAUAAUUUAAAUCCUUCGCAGCAGCAGCAGCAACAGCAACAGCAACAGCAACAGCAUCAUAUAACCCCACAAGAUGUAUAUUCAAUGCCGUAUAUGAUAAAUGAACAACAAGCUGUUAGUUCAACAGACGAAAGAAACAUAAAUCAUCCUCAAUACUAACAACCUUUGCAAUGAAGAGUUCGUGGUCCAAACUAAACCAGGUUUUUCCUUUUUUCUUUUUAUACUUUUUUUUCUUCUUAUUAUAAUUUUAGAAGAGCUGAAGCUUUAAUUCUAGUAGUUUUAUUACGUAAUGUUUUUUUUUCCUUAUUUUUAUUUUAGUUUUUUAAUCAAAAUAUAUAGUACGAUUUUUCUUUGUUUUUAAC